UUGCGUGUCUUGUGGAGAGGACAGAAGAGGACAUUACAGGACAUUGCGGGACAUCUAACACUCAUACUGAAGAGAAAGCCGUGAGGCGUUUAAGGACCACUUUGACGGGGAGUUUGUCGACAGGGAGAUGAAUCACCUGCAGGAGACGCUCAGGCGAUUUCCAGGUGCAGCUUGAACUGGACGCACGUGCGUGUGAGGAGGAAGAGGCCUAACGAUGAUGCCCACUUCAAUCCACUCGGCUUUAGCCCCGAACAGUCACGUGAGCCAGCUGAGCAGGUACGCGAGCAGCCACCGCAACACGCCGGAAGAGGACGAUGAGACCAUUAGCUCGGAGGAGAGAGAAGCCGGCGUGGUCCACCAGCCAGACUCCACCCUUGACCCCGACGGCCACCGCCUCCUUCCUAAGCGCGCCGCCUUCCCUGAUGACUCCCUGUUUGGCGGACAGGAGCAGGACCUGGCCCUCCAUCACCCCGGCCCGAGCUACCCCUCCUACCAUUUCCCCCGCAGCUUGUCCCCCGGGUACAGCCAGCCCACGCCGUUCCCCAGCCACGCAGACGGCGCCUGGCUCCACCCGAGCUUCGCCAGCAGCUGGUCGGGGUAUCCCAGCAGCCUUCCGUCCUCUCUGAGCCAAAAAGAGGUCUCCAGCUGCCUCUCCGGGUGCAAGUCCCCGUCCCUGCCCGGCGGACACAGCACCAGCAUGAGCAGCCUGGAGCAGCCGCUGUCGCUGUGCUCCAACCCCCCCUCGGCCAACCUGUGCCACCACACGCUGCCUCCGUACUCGUGCUCGCCGCUGGGAGCCGCCUGCUGCGCGCAGCGCCCCGCAGACGCCUUCCCUAGGGGGGCGGUGGUCAACAAACCCCUCUGGCCUCAGCACCACCCGGCGUACGGCCCCUGCUGUCCAGGUGACUGCAGACUUCCUGCAGCUGGAUACACACACAUGGGCCACAAAGCUCCAGCCAAAGAGAGGACGCCCCCGUACAGCACGCCGCUGUCCCUGGAGCAGAGGAGGGUGUUUGUCACUUACGAGGCGGACAGCGACAAGCACGUCAACGAGAUCAUCAACUUUGUGGCUCUGCUGCGACAGAACGGCUUCGACACGCACAUUGAUAUUUUCGAGCAGCAGUUCAGGAGUAUCAGCAAGAUCGACUUCAUGGAGCGAUACCUCAGCGAGAAAGAGUACCUGAUCAUCAUCAUCAUCAGUCCCAAGUACUAUGAGACCGUGACGGCGUCCCCGGUGGGCCUGGAGAACGACGAGAGGACCUUCAACACCGUCUACAUACAUAAACAGCUCCAGAAUGAGUUCAUCCAGAAUGGAAGCAAGAAUUUCAGGUUCAUUCCCAUCGUGUUCCCCGGGGCGAAAAAGUGUCACGUUCCCAACUGGCUUCAGAACACGCAUGUUUACGGAUGGCCGCGCGACCGCGACGACAUCCUGCGGCGGCUGAUGAGGGUCGAGAAGUACAACCCGCCUCCUAUAGGGGAGCUACCCACCAUCGUUUCCAUCCCCAUAUAGAGACCUCUGACCUGAAGGCUGGACUGAAACCUUCCUGGAGAACUCUGCCCGUCGUCGAGGUGAACGGGGUUGCCUGUGCAGGAUGUUUGACAUCAAUUUACAUUUUAAGUUAGCGUCAUGUGAACUCUUCUCCUGGGAUAUAUUACAUAAGUGACGUGUUGAGGCACACAGAGGAGCUUUUUGUUCUCGGCAGCUUGUCAAUGUGCCUCACGCGACAUGUUUUCACCUCUCUGUGUUCCACCUGCUGCAACACCAUGAGUAAUGUUUACUGUUUACUUCACAGCCUGGCAAGUGCAACGAUUAGUUCUUUUAACUGCAGUUUAAAGUUCGUGGUUCUUAGGAUUUGAACACCUAACCUUGUAAAUGAGAGAUGUAUCAUACUUGUACUGGGACUCAGGUGUGCACAUAUUGUAUAAUUAAAUAUAUGACAGGAUAAUGAAACAGGGAUUUCAUUUAUGAGAGGUAAACACUGACACAUACUCCUCAGCACACGCUGCAGCAGCCAUAUUAACCUUUCUUAUUGCAGCAUCUGUCUAAUGCAAACAGCUGACCAUCUGGGUGAGUUACUGAAGAGUAAAAAUCCCUGAUUGUUAGAUACUGUUUAAAGACGAGGCAGAUUUCUUUCAGCAUUAUUCAAAGUGGAUUUUUCUCAUGAGACACUUUCUGAACGCUUGUUUUUUGCAUGUUUUUACUCCACCGGCUUGAGAGCAGCUGUGAUGUUUACUGACAGAACACCUAAUUCAAGUUUACAUUCUCUGUUGAUGUUGAUUUUCAGAACGCACUGAAACCAACCUGGAACAACGUGUAGUCAUGUGAAUCGCACAUUAUUUGUAUAAUUGUUUUUAAAAAAAAAAAGGGCUGAAACAAGGAUUUCGGUCUCUACAUGUUCGCUGAUAAAAA
Molecule: messenger RNA, 2410 nt
Organism: Chelmon rostratus (copperband butterflyfish)
Lineage: Eukaryota; Metazoa; Chordata; Actinopteri; Chaetodontiformes; Chaetodontidae
Gene: traf3ip2l
Product: TRAF3 interacting protein 2-like
Exons: 10
Coding region: 215-1510 (431 amino acids)
Biological process (GO): positive regulation of canonical NF-kappaB signal transduction; humoral immune response
Source: RefSeq, a predicted model, not a curated record